Abrus precatorius (Indian licorice) is the source of this 3506-nucleotide messenger RNA. RefSeq names its product isoamylase 2, chloroplastic. The record is from RefSeq and is a predicted model, not a curated record. The transcript is spliced from 2 exons. Lineage: Eukaryota; Viridiplantae; Streptophyta; Magnoliopsida; Fabales; Fabaceae. Gene Ontology annotation, biological process: starch biosynthetic process. Gene Ontology annotation, molecular function: isoamylase activity. Bases 412 to 3000 code for a protein of 862 amino acids.
AAUCAAACGUCAUAAAAAUAUUAAGCGAUGUUUGUUUCAGAGAAUAGUUUCAACCAAAGAAUCAUUUUGAUAGAGAAGCGGACGAUGAGGAGUGAAGAAGAAAACGAGUGUCGCCCAAACAGUGCUGUCCCUGAAAUGAUUACACUACGACAACGCAAAGACAAGUGAGUGAACCACAAUUCACAAUUUCACACCACACUCACUCACCAACUCUUAUCUCAAUUCCUCAUCAUCUUUUCCAUUAAUCAUUCUUUCUGUGACUCAUCAGAUCAAUGCCUAAGUUUCCACCGCUUAAAUUAAAUUUUCAAUAUAUAUUUGCUCUGAUUAGCGAUCACUGUUGUUGCCAACACAAUACAACACAACACGAAUCUCCUUCCUCUGCGUUGUGAAUUAUUGAACACCAUAAUCUUGAUGGCAAAUCUCGUGUCAUCGUUUUCAUUCUCAGUGAUUCCUUGGAAUCAGCAUAAAAACGGAGUUAAAUGGUCUUGCUUUCACAAAUCAUGUGUCCAAAGGAAGCAUCAUCAACUUGGAUUGCAAAACCCCAUAAAUCCCUUUUCCCAAAAUCGAACUUCGAAAUUGGGUGCCACAUCACGAUUGUCUGUUGAAGAAACUGAGCAGCAAGUCACUACCUUGAUCCCACCCCAAGACCUAAAAGAAGCAUUGGCUUAUUUGUUUAGGACAGAAAUUGGUGGGGGUUUGGUGAAAGUUUAUGUUACAAAGAAAAGAGCUAGUUAUUCUGUUUAUAUUGAGAUUUCUUCUUUGGAUAUGAGUGGUGUUGAGGGUGAAACAUUGGUGUUAUGUUGGGGUGUCUAUAGAGCUGAUUCUUCAUGUUUGGUGCAUCUGGAUUCGAUGGACGCUGCAACAGGGAUGAAUUUUAGUCCCUUGAUGCAAACUUCUCUUGGCAAGUUUGCAGUUGAAUUGGGAUUUGAUAAUAAACAUGUUCCCUUGUACUUGUCUUUUUUCUUGAUGUCAUCCUCGGAUGCAGGGUUGGAAAUCAGAAGCCAUAGGAAAACAAAUUUUUGCGUGCCGGUUGGUUCCCUUCCGGGAUAUCCGGCCCCUCUGGGGCUGUCUUUUUCACCUGACAGGUCUAUCAAUUUUGCCAUUUUUUCGAGACACGCAGAGAGUGUGGUUUUGUGCUUGUAUGAUGGCACUGGUGUGGAGAAACCUGCUUUAGAGCUUGAUCUGGAUCCCUAUGUCAAUAGGUCAGGUGACAUAUGGCAUAUCUCAUUUGAGAGUGCUGGAACUUUUGUGAGCUAUGGUUAUCGCUGUAGAGGAGCUCUUCUUCAGCGAAAUAAGGAUAGUGCUGCUGAGCAUAUUAUUUUGGAUCCAUAUGCUAAGAUUAUUGGGAAUUUUUAUCCCAAUGAUCUUGGAUCAGUGAAGAAUCUUGGACGUUUGGGGAAGGAACCUGCUUUUGACUGGGGUGAUGAUUAUCGUACUGAUUUAUCCAUGGAAAAACUAGUGGUGUAUCGGUUGAAUGUCAAGCGCUUUACGCAGCAUGUGUCAAGCCAAGUUCCAAGUGAUUUAACUGGGACCUUUACUGGUUUAGCUAAAAAGGUGCAGCAUUUUAAAGAUCUGGGUGUGAAUGCUGUUCUGCUGGAACCAGUUUUCACAUUUGAUGAGAAAAAUGGACCAUAUUUCCCUUGUCAUUUUUUCUCUCCAAUGCACAUUUAUGGGCCAUCUAGUGGUCCUGUGUCUACUAGCAACUCUAUGAAGGAGAUGGUUAAAACCAUGCAUGCCAAUGGAAUAGAAGUUCUCAUGGAAGUUGUUUUCUCCAAUACUGCUGACACUGGUGCUCUACAGGGAAUUGAUGACUUAUCCUACUAUUAUGCAAAUGGAGUAAGUAAUUUGAAGAUACAGAGUGCUUUGAACUGUAACUAUCCUAUAGUUCAAAAUUUGAUUCUGGAUAGUCUUCGGUAUUGGGUAACUGAGUUUCACAUUGAUGGUUUCUCUUUCAUAAAUGCUUCACAUAUGUUGAGGGGAUAUCAUGGAGAAUACUUGUCUCGACCUCCAUUAGUUGAAGCAAUUGCUUUUGAUCCUGUACUCUCAAAGACAAAAGUCAUUGCAGAUUGUUGGGAUCCGCAUGACUUAGUAAUGAAGGAAAUUCGCUUUCCUCAUUGGAUGAGAUGGGCUGAAAUAAACACUAAAUUUUGUAAUGAUGUGAGAAACUUUCUCAGGGGUGAAAAUCUUCUUAGCAACCUUGCAACAAGACUUUGUGGGAGUGGGGACACGUUUUCUGAUGGACGAGGCCCUGCAUUCUCUUUUAAUUACAUCGCUAGGAAUUUUGGACUUCCUCUUGUGGACUUGGUUAGCUUCAGUAGUGAUGAGCUAGCAGCAGAAUUAAGUUGGAAUUGUGGAGACGAAGGACCUACUAAUAACACUGCUGUCCUUGAAAGGCGACUCAAACAAAUCCGUAAUUUCCUCUUUAUCUUGUUCAUGUCACUAGGAGUACCUGUUCUGAACAUGGGAGAUGAGUGUGGUCAGUCUUCCGGUGGUUUGCCUGCAAAUGGCGACAUAAAACCUUUCAAUUGGAGUGCUUUGAAAACAGGUUUUGGUAAACAAAUGACACAGUUCAUUUCCUUUUUAAGUUCAUUGAGAAGGAGACGGAGUGAUCUUCUUCAGAGUAGGAGCUUCUUAAAGGAAGAAAACAUCGAAUGGCAUGGAAGUGACCAGGCUCCUCCAAGAUGGGAAGACCCAUCCAGCAAGUUCUUGGCCAUGACUUUGAAGGCUGAAAAAUCGGAGUUCCUAGAGAGCUCUGUAUCUUCUGAUGUAUCUGGGGAUCUAUUUAUCGUUUUCAAUGCAGCUGAUCAUCCAGAAACUGUAAUUUUACCUCCGCCUCCAGAAGGGAUGUCAUGGUACCUUUUAGUUGAUACUGCUCUUCCAUUUCCUGGUUUUUUCUCGACCAGUGGUGAAGUUGUCCCUCAGCAGACAGCAGGUUCGUUUACUUACCAAAUGAAGUCUUUCAGUUGCACUUUAUUUGAAGCAAACAAUCGGUCCAUUUAGAAGAAACACUUUCCUCAGUUGCGACCUCCCUCAACCUUUGCAAAUUUUGUCAUUGCAAGUAAUUGACUCUUAGUUGUAGAUUUGUAGAUUAAUUAUUAUGACAUAAUGAUAAAUUGGUGAGAAUGCAUGCCCUGUGUAAAUACUCAAUAAUUUCAUUGUAGUGGAGGAUUUAGUUGCUCCUAGUCUGUCUGCUAUCAUUCCGCAAGUUUGACGCUAUAUUUUUCUAUCAACAAAAGGCUUUUCUACGGUAAGAAAUACUGUAGAUCAGUUUCAGCAUAUCCCAGGAUCUUUCCGUACUCCACUGUUCUGAACAAAUAUCUUGCGACAAUGCAUUCACCUCCUUUGCUUAUACCAUCCUUAACAGAUUACCCUCAGCUUCACGAAGUGUUCGAUUGUGCUUAGGACAAUACAAGAUUGAAGAGACUGAUAUAUCGAUUACGACAGUAUAGUUGCAUGUAUUUAGGACUCGUGAUAUUCGCAUUCAUAAAUUCUUUACUUAUAUCAUC